This is a messenger RNA of Synchiropus splendidus (mandarinfish), 3485 nucleotides long. RefSeq names its product STT3 oligosaccharyltransferase complex catalytic subunit B (gene stt3b). The transcript has 16 exons. Gene Ontology annotation, cellular component: membrane. Gene Ontology annotation, molecular function: dolichyl-diphosphooligosaccharide-protein glycotransferase activity. The record is from RefSeq and is a predicted model, not a curated record. NCBI's taxonomy places the organism in Eukaryota, Metazoa, Chordata, Actinopteri, Syngnathiformes, Callionymidae. Gene Ontology annotation, biological process: post-translational protein modification. Bases 254 to 2668 code for a protein of 804 amino acids.
GGUGUUGAAUCGUGUCGCGGACUGUUGCGGACUUUGUAUGUGGCGCAGGAGGAUCCAUCACGGGAUGUGACGGCUGCAUGUCGGGGUAGCCAUUCUACGUUGUAUAUUCAAGCACAAAUAUAGACGCGACCGGAGGCUGGAGUGGAAGAAACAGAGGGAAGCGGACGCCAACUAAGCACGGGGCGGAAGGAGAUACUGGAGCGUGGUGGCCGGAGGGACGCUCGAGCAAACCUAACCGACACGGCACGCAGCAAUGGCGGAGCACCACACCGCCAUCGACGGCAAACACAAAGCGUCCGCUAAUGCCGGGGGCUCGGUGCAUGGGAACAGCCGACCCGGCGCCGCUGGUGGAGGGAGCGCCAAAGGAGGCCUGUCGGGUGGACUGACACAACCGGCAGGGUGGCAGUCUCUCCUCUCGUUUAGCAUUCUCUUCCUGGCCUGCCUGGCUGGCUUCAGCUCCAGACUUUUCGCCGUGAUCCGGUUCGAGAGCAUCAUCCACGAGUUUGAUCCAUGGUUCAACUACAGAUCAACGCAUCAUCUCACAACAAAUGGCUUCUAUGAGUUUCUCAACUGGUUCGAUGAAAGAGCCUGGUAUCCCCUGGGGAGGAUUGUUGGUGGCACUGUGUAUCCAGGAUUAAUGGUGACAGCUGGCCUCAUCCACUAUGUGCUCAACUUGCUUCACAUCACUGUCCAUAUCCGUGAUGUAUGUGUAUUUCUGGCCCCGGUGUUCAGUGGUCUCACUGCCAUCUCCACCUUCCUGCUGACACGAGAGCUGUGGAACCAAGGGGCCGGGCUGCUGGCAGCCUGCUUCAUUGCCAUCGUCCCAGGAUACAUCUCUCGCUCUGUCGCUGGCUCCUUUGACAACGAGGGCAUUGCCAUCUUCGCCUUGCAGUUCACCUACUACCUCUGGGUGAAAUCGGUGAAGACGGGAUCAGUGUUUUGGACAAUCGGUUGCUGUCUCUCCUAUUUCUAUAUGGUGUCUGCGUGGGGAGGAUACGUGUUUAUUAUCAACCUGAUUCCCCUACAUGUGUUUGUGCUAUUGCUAAUGCAACGCUACAGCAAAAGAGUCUACAUUGCUUAUAGCACAUUCUACAUCGUGGGCCUUGUUCUGUCAAUGCAGGUCCCUUUUGUGGGCUUCCAACCUAUCAGGACCAGUGAGCACAUGGCUGCUGCCGGUGUGUUUGCACUGCUCCAAGCCUAUGCCUUCCUGCAGUACCUGAAAGACAGACUGACAAAGCAGGAGUUCCAGACACUUUUCUUCCUCGGUGUAUCUCUGGCUGCUGGUGUGGUCUUCCUCACUGUCCUUUACCUCACGUAUACAGGAUACAUCGCUCCAUGGAGUGGACGCUUCUACUCCCUGUGGGACACUGGCUACGCUAAAAUCCACAUCCCCAUCAUCGCCUCUGUGUCAGAGCACCAGCCCACGACGUGGGUCUCCUUCUUCUUUGACCUCCAUAUUCUGGUGUGCACGUUCCCAGCCGGCCUCUGGUUCUGCAUCAAGAACAUCAAUGAUGAACGAGUGUUUGUGGCUCUGUACGCCAUCAGCGCGGUGUAUUUCGCCGGCGUGAUGGUGCGUCUGAUGCUGACGCUGACCCCCGUGGUCUGCAUGCUGUCUGCGGUGGCUUUCUCCAGUGUUUUUGAGCACUACAUGGGAGAUGACACCAAGAGGGAGAAGCCCCCUGCUGAAGACAGCAGCGAUGAAGAUGACAAGAGGAACUCUGGGAACCUUUACGACAAGGCCGGGAAGGUGCGCAAGCACGUGUCUGAGCAGGAGAAGGCAGAGGAAGGUUUGGGCCCAAACGUCAAGUCCAUCGUGACCAUGCUGAUGUUGAUGCUGCUGAUGAUGUUUGCCGUACACUGCACCUGGGUGACCAGCAACGCCUACUCCAGUCCCAGCGUGGUGCUGGCCUCCUACAAUCAUGACGGAACACGUAACAUCCUGGACGACUUCAGGGAGGCGUAUUACUGGCUGAGACAGAACACGGACGAGCACGCUCGCGUCAUGUCCUGGUGGGAUUAUGGAUACCAGAUCGCUGGGAUGGCCAACAGAACCACGCUGGUGGACAACAACACGUGGAACAACAGUCACAUAGCACUGGUGGGGAAGGCCAUGUCGUCCAAUGAGAGUGCUGCCUACCAAAUCAUGAGGUCCCUGGAUGUGGAUUACGUGUUGAUCAUUUUCGGCGGCGUGAUCGGCUACUCCGGGGAUGAUAUCAAUAAGUUCCUGUGGAUGGUCAGAAUAGCAGAGGGCGAGCAUCCCAAAGACAUCAGGGAGAGCGACUACUUCACUCCUCAGGGAGAGUUCAGAGUGGACAAGGCCGGGUCCCCGACGCUGCUCAACUGCCUCAUGUACAAGAUGUCCUACUACAGAUUUGGAGAAAUGCAGCUGGACUUUCGGACACCGCCUGGCUUUGACCGAACCCGCAACGCUGAGAUCGGAAACAAGGACAUCAAGUUCAAGCAUCUGGAGGAGGCCUUCACCUCGGAGCACUGGCUCGUCAGGAUCUACAAGGUCAAGAACCUCGGCAACCGCGAGCCGCUGGACCGCAAGCUCCGCAGCGUGGUGCCCAAGCAGAAGUACACCUCCAAAAAGACGGCCAAGAGGAAGCGAGGUCAUGUGAAGAACAAGCUGGUCCUGAGGAAAGGAAAGAAGCUGCAGAAGAAAUAGUGACGGUGGCGACGAUGAACUCUUCUAGGAAACAAAUUAAAGCGAAGAACCCAACAACCAAUGAAGAAGAUCACCGGGGCGGUUCGUCUGGCACUUGGUCUCUCGCGCUUCUCAUUCGAGCGCCACCGGGUGUUGAGGAAGUUGAAGUGUCAUAUCUGACUUGUCCCAGAACUGUUGUGCGUUUUACCCCGAGGACGUUUUCUCUUGCUUUUCCCCCCCCUCCCUUCUUAUGGUUUUUGUUUUCUGUUUUGUUUUUUUAAACUUUGUACUUGAAUGUGUGGCAAGGCAUAGGGCUGCUCAUGUCUAUUAAUUUUGUGGUACAUUAACUGCUUAUCAGCGAGGGAUGGGGGCGUUAGGGAACACCGGAGGGAGACAUUUGCACCAAAGACCCAUCCACCUGACCUUGCUCCAAGGCACAUGAGAAGUGGGCGGAGAGUGAGGCAACGCUCAGGACUCCUUCCUGACUGCUGUACAGAGGAGCGUGUGCGGUGUGGAGGAAUGUCUCGGCACAGAACCUGUAAUAUUAACCCUCUAUCAUCAUCAUCAUCAUCUAUUUUUCUGCCUGGCACCCUGUCAUUUGUUGAAAAGGAGUCCUUUAGAAGAAUUGGCGUCUCGUGUAAAUAUGUGAUGUAAAGCAGAAAAGGAUGAUAAUAUAUUGGAACGGUGAUUUCUACUUGUUUUUGCUCGGUUCUUCUUUUUUCAGUGGUUUGCUAAAUAGAAUGCAAUAAUUCUUGUACAGAGGGCCUGGAGAUUCUGUCGAAGGAAUGAAUGUGAAUUUCUACGAUGCCUCCCCACCCUCCCUCCCGCCUCCUCCCCA